AUGACAAAGGCCUCCAAAGACGUGCAACCCCCGGAUCACCAUCUGAAGCACCGAUCCGCGGACAAAAUCGAGGAGAACCCAGACGAGGUCACCGCCGCCACGGCAAAGCGAAGCCGCAUCAAGCGCGCUUUGCCAGAGGAGACGGGAGACGGACCUUUCAGACUCAAGCACUUCCGUGAUCGAGUGAAGCGUGCACAUGCCACCGAGCAGGCCAAUCCUCUGAGGAAGCGCAGAGCAGCCCCUGUCAAAGCCACAGUCCCGAUCCACCUGGAGUCGGACGAUGCUGUAGCGUAUUCAGUGGUCGACACUAAACGCGAGACCGACGACUUGGAGUCUCGGGAUGAGCCCUCACCCAUCAGCAAGCGUUGGUGGGGAACCUUUGCCAACUGGCUCAAGAAAGCAACAACGGUACAGGACAACAGCAAAGGCGAUCUUCCACUCGACUUUGCCCAAAACAUUAAUCUCUUCCGUCAGUCCUGCGGAUGUCUUGGAAAGGGGUACCGCGACAAUCUCCGCAUGGAUCUCGACGCCGAGUUCUCAAUGCAAGCUGCGUACGCGUACUACUACUCGGGCAAUUUUGCGCCUCCCUCCAAGCCAGACGUCUUCUUCUACUUUGGCAUCGAGCCAGAGGCUUAUCUUGGACUCAUUCUGGAGGGCAAUGUGCGCUUGAACGCCACGAGCCGUCGUAGGAAGAUCAUCGACACGCUCAGCUAUCCCGGUCUUGCCAUCAAGGGUAUUGCUGCCGUUGGCCCAACCCUGAAUGUGUACGGUCAAGUCCAGGGAUUUAUCAACAUUCAGGGCAAGGCGAGAGCUGGUGCCAAGGUGAGUUUCGGCAGGGCUGAGGAAUACUGGCUGGAGGAUGAGGCGCUUUUGGAGGAUUACGACAAUAUUUUGGGCCUGGAUCUGAAGCAUGAUCAUGAUAUUCCAGAACUUGGCCAAGUGACGCCCGUAUUUGAGUCGGGCGUGGCGGUUGAGACCGGACUAGACAUUAUCGUCCAGCCAGAGAUGUCGGUAUCCAAUCCCGAUCGGAGGAUCACCAUCUUCUAUGACGAGGGGACAAUUGACCUGGCGGGAGUCAACAGUCGCCAUGACCUGCCAACCCCCGACAAUGCUUCGACACCAGUCGUUGACAAUACUUUCACACGCAAACAAGCUGAUGUUAAUUGCCAUGCCUUCCGGGGUAUUGAACUGACUGACAAUGACGGGGGGACCUUAUUCGUGUCCAAAGGUCUCUGCUAUGGCUACAAGGCCGGCGACGCUGACGGCAGAGAAUUAACCCACGCCCCUGGAAUCGAGGUCAAGGCGAUAGCUGCAGAGAAGGCUAGACGUGAUUCCCAGUGCACAUCUGACUACUGUGAUGAUGAGAAGGACGAGCUGCAAGAGGCGCUCGGGGUCACUGCCAACCAUGUUCCCAAACUCCAGUGUGACGAAUUUCCCUGGGCAGCUAGCGAGGAGGGCGGGGACUACGAGCCGAGCAGCAGGCGCAGCCAAACUUGUGUACCGGGUCCACUGAACAGGAUUGGAUGCUCCUGCGUCCGUAUGAUGAGCGACGUGUGGUCCAACGUUGAAAAAAUGGAACCCAGUGAAGGGGAUCCAGAUACCCGAGAAGAUGUAUGGGUACGGUGGAAAGAGACGUAUGGCGAGGACGAGGACAACGUCUACACCUACAACUCGAACAACAUUCUCUGUGCUGUCAACACCUUUGGCCAGGACGAGUGGUACCGCCAGCCUCGACGGACGAGCAACUCUGCACAGUACAACGGAAUCUGCUUCACCAGAAAGCACAAGUCGGAAGGAGGCUGGCCGGAUGUCUACUCGACGGGGAAUUGCCUGUUUACUUUCGGACCGAGUGCCUCAUCGCCCGGGGAUAAUAAGAAGCGGAAUGCAGGGUGGGAUUUCAAGCACAUUGAAUAUCUAACGGGCGACGAUGCCGACAAGCAGCAUUGGGACGCCAAGGACCUCCUUGGUCCCUCGGGCAAGCCAGUCUAUCCCUUGGACUUGCCCGUGGAAAACAGGGCGGACCGCAGUCCGUACCUGUAG
Molecule: messenger RNA, 2040 nt
Organism: Emericellopsis cladophorae
Lineage: Eukaryota; Fungi; Ascomycota; Sordariomycetes; Hypocreales; Bionectriaceae
Product: Killer toxin subunits alpha/beta 1
Exons: 8
Coding region: 1-2040 (679 amino acids)
Source: RefSeq, a predicted model, not a curated record